AUCCGAUGAGCAAAAUAUUGCCGCCUGCACAGGGUGCUCGUUUGACGAUUUUGAUUAAACUCUUUUCUUUAAUUUCCUCAGUGUGGCUGCACUAUUUUUUGACACUUUAUCUCUAUUUCUUCAAUUGACUGCACAGUUUUAGCUAUGGCAUUUGCGGACAUCACUGCUAAGCACUUCGAAACGUCUUUAAAAUCUGAAGUGGUUCGUGAAGUUGCCAAAUUUGGACUGUCUGAAGAAGGCACAAAAAUUUCGGACGAUGCCGCCGUGGUGCUCGCUGAAUAUGCCAGGAUUCUCACGGUGGAGGCAGCAUUGAGGGCCGCCCAGCACUCAAACCGUUCGAAGACUACCCAGCAAGUCGACGUCGAGGACGUGGAAAAGGCAGUCAUUCAAUUAAUGCUGGAUUUUUGAGUCAGCCAAAAUGUCACUGUUCCGCUGCCAAACGGCGUGGAACCAAAACUUUGGGGAUGGUGAAGACCAGUGUGGACAAAAUUGCCUAAUUGUUUGUUCUGAUCUCACCAAUGGCAGUAAUCAGGAAAUUAUAAUAGUUGGAAGCUACUUGGGGAUGCUCAGGAUUUUCCGCCCUUCCAUUGGUGCCUCCGGAACUUCUCAGCCUUCAGACCUCAUUUUGGAAAAGCAAUUGGGAUAUCCGGCUUUGGCUCUAGCAAGUGCCAUACUGCGGAGUGGAAUGAGGAACCAGCAAUUAGCAGUGAUGUCCACGCAGUGCGUCGCCGUCUUCAACAUCAUCAUUUCUUUAUCAAAUUCUGACCUAGCUGUCACGUGCAAGCUGGAGUUUUGUUUCGAGCGCCCUGUAUCUGAGUCUCUUGGCGUCUGUUGGCAAAUUAUCGUCGGGAAAUUUGGCGGUGGUGACGAAGCCAGAAGCGGGCUAUCGUCCAUAGGAAUCGUCACGUCAGGAGGCGCGUUGGUGAUUUUUGAAAGGGAGGCGAGGGAGCCUCUGGUAAUAAAACUGUUCUCUGCCGAAUCGUCGCCGUUGCUGGGCUCAACAGUGGCGUACAGCAGCAUGAGGGACAGCUUCAUCGUCGUCUCUCCAUCGUGGGAAAUGCAAAUUCACAAGUACAGUAGCCUGGUAAAAACAGCACGAGACCCUUCAAAGAGGCAGCCAGACUGGUCAGUGAUUCUGGCGGACCCUGUGAUAGAUCUGCAGGUGGUAAGCCAGCUGAACGAGGGACCUGGCAUUCUGGUUGCUGGACAGAGGUCUCUCACCUUGUGGCAGUGGUCCGGCAUCAUCAAGUUUAGUCGCAGGCUGCCCUUUUCACCCCUUUGCAUGACGCACCACUUCGCUGAGGAGUGUCUGAUGGUGCUGGUGGCGUGUGAAACCCUUUUGCUGUACCGGGACGGUCAGCUCUGUUGGUCCAGCCAACUGCCGUGUCCUGUUGUCAACUUGUCUCUGAUCAGAUUUCAGGGCGUGCCAGGUCAUCUGGUGAUGCUCUCAGACUCGAUGGAGCUGCAAAUUUGCUACCUGGGAACAGAGCCAGCUAUGUUUGGCACUCCGACGCAGAAGGAGGGUGUCCGCACCAACUUGACAAUCGAGCAGAUGACCGAGGAGCUGAACCGAAUCAACGCCAAGCUGCAAGCAGUCACGACAGCUGCGCCGCCCAGUCAGGGGGACCUGAAAGUGUCGUUGAUGAUGGGGCAGCGGGCGACGCGGGGCGUCAUCAGGUUGAGCGUGGUGGCGCCGAUCUCGCUGCUCAGCCUGUCCGUGAUGGCGUGCAAGCCGAUCGAGGCCAGUCCGAAGGGCGUCAGCAUAAGCAGCUUAUGCGAUUCGGUGGAAAUCCCUUUGACGUUCACAAUUAGUUCCGACAGCGCGCCUCCGACCAGCAUGGACGUGAAUAUUUGCGCUAGUUAUGCACAGGCGGAUGGAACGCCGCAAAUUAUUCAAACGGUGGCAACCACGCUGCCGCUGUCGAUGCUGCUGCACCCGGCCAGGCAGCCACCCGACGACAACGAUGAGCAGUACAAACUGAAUUUCACAUUCCUCGGACCGUACAAUGACACCGUCAGAGCUUACAUACCUGGGAUGCAGUCGGGCGGCGGCACGGCGCACUUCUCGGGUUCCUUCGGCAAGAUGACGGUUGAGUGCGCGCCGGGCUAUCCGUCCAAGUGUUCCCUGCAAUCGAACAGCGUGGCCCUGCUGUGUCUGGUUGGCAGCAGCGUCCUCGGCAACGCUGGCCUGCUGCCAAGCGUGCCCAAGUCCAAGGAGCCGCUCGAGUGGAUGCUCGGCCUGAUUGAUGUCCUCUUCGAGAAGCGCAGGCACCGCGACAGCUCCAUGGAGGAGCUGAAGAGCAAAACCUACUGGGCCAGACAGGUGCAGUUCAGCCUGCUCAGCCGAUACAGGGACCAGACCGCCUCUGUGCUCAAUGGAAUGGACACGCUACUCAUGCAGGCCUUCCAAGACAUUAAUCACCUGGCCAAUAUGCUCGUCAAAAUAAACACGGAGCUGGAGAGAGUGGAACGUCAGCUGGGCUGUGCAAUAAAACUGUGUUGUCAGUUGGUGGCUGUGUCGACGGCGGCAAAUGCUGCGAAAAGCGAGUUGCUGGAAGCAAUAGAGGCCUCGGUGAGCUCGUCUUUCAUCCACAAGAACUGGGUGGAGCACACGACCUCAGCUCUAGAGCAUGUAAUGCAAACCCUUUGGAGCUCCCCUGGCGGUUCAACAGGAAUCCAAAGAGGUCCCGCCGUGGCAGCGAAAGAAUUGCAGCCGGCUAAACUUAAAUCAAUACUCGCCCAAAUGUUUGCCGUCCUCUAACAAUAAUCUCAUUUUUGUGUGUCCUGCAACGUGCCUAAAAAUCAGCUGGUCUUAGAUUAUGACUUGUCACUGCAGAAAAAAAUAAUUGACUGAAAUUCAGGGUUGCAUUUUCUUCACCGCUGGUUUCUUGAUAAAUAAAUGUUAUAGCUAAGGUUGCAGUGGUUGACUUUAUUUAUUUAUGCAAUUUUGAACGAAAUAAAUGUUCUGCUGUGUUUCCAAAUGGUAAAUACAAACAAAAUUCCUGAUAUAUUCAUAGAAAAUAGUAUUCUUUACAUCCUUUGCAAGAAAUUAGAGAGUAAUAUACAAAAAAUCUAAUUUAUCAGUUUUUAAUUUAUGCUGAUUUUGCAACCCUGCUGAAAUAAGCACUGAUUGUGAAUUCGAUUUGGACUGUUUGCGGUGAAAUAAAUGGUGUGAUAUAAAACUCUUGACUUU
Cloeon dipterum is the source of this 3193-nucleotide messenger RNA. It is a transcript of the gene BBS9, whose product is annotated as Bardet-Biedl syndrome 9. The transcript is spliced from 15 exons. The record is from RefSeq and is a predicted model, not a curated record. Gene Ontology annotation, cellular component: BBSome; membrane. Gene Ontology annotation, biological process: cilium assembly. NCBI's taxonomy places the organism in Eukaryota, Metazoa, Arthropoda, Insecta, Ephemeroptera, Baetidae. Bases 419 to 2761 code for a protein of 780 amino acids.